AUCAGGAGCGGCGGCGUUGUUCAGCUCCGUCCAAUGGGAGCGGCUGUUGCUGUCGCCCGGCGGUGGGAAGGGCAGUUAGCUGCGGCUGUUUGGGUUGAUUUCAGUGAGAGAACAUCCACGUUGUGAAUUAAAUAAUCUGUUUAGCCGGAGAUAGUCGAGGAGCUGCACCUGAGGGAGGGGAUGGGGGGAAACAGUCCGAGUCACUUCUCCCAGGAGGAGGAAAGCGGAGGAAUCACUUUUGUGAAGGGCAUUCGGCUGUCAGACAGAGUCAUCCACCGCAUGAAACAGUCGCCAAAGGGCACCUGUCCUCAGUUUGCAGCUGAACCAGAAACCCCGGCGGUCACUGCAGUUCCUCCCCCUGCUGUGGAACACUUGUCGCCUCUUCUGUCGCCUCCUUCAUCCAUCCCCACUCCUCCUCUGGAAACUCCAUCCCAGCCUCUGUCAGUGGAACCAGCUCCUCCCGUAAAACUGAUCCCCCCUCCUCCAGUGAAGUUUCACUCCCUUCCUCCAACCUCCGUGGAGCCUGCAGCACCUCCUCCUCCUCCUCUAACUGACCCUGUUGUCUCGGCUCCACCUCCAUCCACACCUUCCCCACAGGUUGAAGUACAUAUGGAGCCUGAAUCUGUUCCUUCACCUCCUGCUGCCGAGCCGAUAGUCCUGCCUCCUGUUGACUCCUUCGCCCCACCUCCUGUAGAGCCAGAAAUCCCGACCUCGCCUUUGAUCACUGAGCCGAUCAUCGAGCCUGUCGUCCUCCCUCCACCUGUAGAGUCCUCUCCAGAGUCUGUGGCUCCACCUGAACCUCCAUCUCUUCCCUGUGAACUUGUGAUACCAACACCUCCCACUACUACUGAUCCUGCUGCUGUAGCUCCACCUCCUCUUGAAUCUGCUGCUCCUUCACCUCCAGCAGAGGAACCGGCUCAACUUUCCCCCGCCGUCGAGUCUGCACCAGUUACACCAGUAAUCCCACUCUGCCCUGUGGAUUCACCUCCAGUUGAAGCUGCAGUUUCACCUCCGCAAGUGGAGACGGCACUGGUUGAGCCUGUGGUUGAACAAGUGCCUCCAGUCGUGGCUCCAGCUGUUGAAUCGCUGCCUCCAUGUGGCCUGCUUCCACCUCCUCCUGCUCCAGAGACAAUUGCAGCAUCUCCAGAAGUAGUUGCAGCACCUCCACCUCCUCCAGAGCUAAUUGCAACGCCCCUUCUUGCUCCAGAGCCACUUGCAGCGCCUCCAGAGCCACUUGCAGCGCCUCCAGAGCCAGUUGCAGCGCCUCCGCCUCCUCCAGAGCUCUCUUUUGAGGAAUCCCCUCCACCCUGUCAGUGUGUGGAGCUGGCUAUUGUUCCUACUGAUGCACCUGUAAAUGUGCCCCUUCCGGAGCCUGUAGCUCCACCUCCUGUUGAACCACCUCCGUCUGCUGAGGCCGCCACCAUCACCCUGACUCUGCCCCCGGUUGUUGAGGAUGAAAUACCUGUUGUCACAGCAGUGCCACCACCUGCAGCAGCCCUGCCUGUUUCUCCUGAGGUGGUGGAGGAAGAGUUGAGGCAGAAGAUCAAAGAGGAGAUGCAGCAACGUCUGGAGGAGGAAAUCAACCAGAAGAGGCAGGAGCUGCAGCUCCAGCUGGAGGAGAUCAGGGCUCAGGCUCGAGCUGAGGCAAAGGCAGCAGCUCUGGCUCAGGUGGAUGAGCAGGUGAAGAGGACUCUGGAGGAGGAGAAGACGGCCUACAUGGAGAAGCUGACGGACUCUAUCACCAAAGAGCGAAUGAAGACCGAGGAUGAGAGGCUCAUGGUGCAGCUUUACUGGAUGGAGAUGAAGGCUCAGCAGCUGGAGGAGAAAGAGAAAGAGCUGAAGAAACGAGACUGUCUCUACAAGGAACAUAUCGCAAAACUUGAAGCAAAGUGCACGGAGUUUUGCAAAGUGUCCGCUGAGAGCUUCCAGAAGGGCAAAGAAGAGACUCACAACUGUUUUGCGCGUUUCAACAUCCAGCCAGUGUGUGGAGACCUGCAGAGUCAGAUACUAAAGUGCUACAAGGAGAACACAGGACAGACUCUGUCCUGCUCCAGCAUCGCCUCGGCCUACAUGCAGUGUGUGGACAAUGCCAAGAAGAACAAGCGGAUCACUGGCGGUUAAUGUGACAUCUGACAGGUUCACUGCUGCAGCAGAGAAAACACGAUGGACAGAAAUCCACAAUCAGACACGACACAGAAGUGACAGGAGAGCAACUGAAGACGUGCCAUAUAACCGCAUGAACCGACGUGUCUGGAGUAGUCUUCCAGUGCGGUGUGACAAAAACCAAACAGUUUAGCUUUAAGUAAAGAGACACUCGAUGUCUGCACCUUUCUCUGGUUCUUGGGAUCACCUUUAAACCAACUGGACAGUGUCUGGGAUUUUAAAGUGCUUCUAAGAAACAUGUUUUUUUCACAGCAGUGUGAAUUCAAGUCAGGUAUUUGUACGAGAUAUAUGAUUAAUGAGAGCCUGUUUAAUCAUUGUGUGUGUGUGCCUUGAUGUCUGGAAAGCUCGUGUUAAGAGUGCAGACACACGAAGGAACCAUUAAGUGAGCAGAGUGCAAUGUAACGAAGACUUUUAUGAAAAACAGACACAUCAAUAAACUCAAUAUAAAUAUA
This is a messenger RNA of Acanthochromis polyacanthus (spiny chromis), 2615 nucleotides long. RefSeq lists its product as uncharacterized. Gene Ontology annotation, biological process: inner mitochondrial membrane organization. NCBI's taxonomy places the organism in Eukaryota, Metazoa, Chordata, Actinopteri, Pomacentridae. The record is from RefSeq and is a predicted model, not a curated record. Gene Ontology annotation, cellular component: MICOS complex; mitochondrion. Bases 181 to 2121 code for a protein of 646 amino acids. The transcript is spliced from 9 exons.